Magnolia sinica is the source of this 4009-nucleotide messenger RNA. RefSeq names its product disease resistance protein RGA2-like. The record is from RefSeq and is a predicted model, not a curated record. Lineage: Eukaryota; Viridiplantae; Streptophyta; Magnoliopsida; Magnoliales; Magnoliaceae. The coding region runs from base 377 to 4009 and encodes 1210 amino acids. Gene Ontology annotation, molecular function: ADP binding. Gene Ontology annotation, biological process: defense response to fungus. The transcript has 2 exons.
CUUUUUCUCCCACUUAAUGGAAUUUUUGCUUUUACUUUUUUUAUUCUUUUUGUGGGGUGUUUCAUUAUUUUACAUUACACAUUAUUACAUUUUUAGUUCUUGGGGAUUUCCACCAGUGUCGAGAGAAAAGAGUGUGAGUGUUUGUCUGUGAGAGAGAGUUCCUUCUUCCUUUCAUCUUCUUCUUCUCCUCCAUCAUCACAAGUGCGGUGUGAUCGACUUGUGUGAACGGCUUACGUCACCCUCUUUCCGUACCACUCUCUCAGCUCCCUCCACCUACAACAGAUCAGGGAGAGACCUCUUGAUUUAGAGGAUCGGUAUCAAACUCUUCAUCGUAGAAAUCUAUCCACGUUAUCCUGAUCACUUCAAGGAACAAGGAAUGGCAGAAGCAGUCGUAUCCGGCAUUCUUCAACUAGUUAUUGAAAAACUAGCAUCGCCAAUCCUAGAAAAGUGUGAACUGUUCUGGGGUUUUCACAAGGAGAUGGAAAAUCUAUUAAGCAGGUUAUCAACAAUACAGGCAGUGCUUGAAGAUGCGGAGGAGCAGCCAGUAAAGAGCAAGGCGUUACAGAAUUGGCUGGGAAAGCUUAAAGAUGUGGUUUAUGAUGCAGAUGACAUAUUGGAUGGGUUCACAAUCGAAGCAAAAGUGGAAGCUAAACGCAGAAAAUUGCAGAUCGGCACCUUCUUUUCAGCAUCGAACCCACUGGUGUCCCGUUCAAAUAUGGCAGAUAAGAUAAAGGAGAUAGGGCAGAGAUUAGAUAAGAUUGCUGAAGAGAGAUCUCAAUUCCAUUUGAUAGGGGGAGAACGGGUGUCGAAUAUUAAAGGCCGAGAACCAACUGAUUCAUUUGUAAUCGAAUCAGAUGUUUAUGGAAGGGAAGAAGAUAAAAGAAGGGUAAUGGAAUUACUAAUUAGCAACGAUAACGGAGAGGAUGUUAUAGUCAUCCCCAUAGUCGGUAUGGGGGGCCUUGGGAAGACCACACUCGCUCAGUUAGCUUACAAUGACGUGAGGGUAGCAACGCAUUUUGUAUUAAGAACGUGGGUUUGUGUGUCCGACGAUUUCAGUCUGUGUAAGGUAACAAAAGAUAUCAUAGAGUCAGCAACCCAUAGCAAAUGUGAUCUCCAAAGCAUGGAUCAGCUGCAGCAUCGCCUAAGAGAAUUGCUGAGGGAGAAGAAGUUUUUACUUGUGUUGGAUGAUGUCUGGGAAGAAAAUCCUGUGAACUGGGAUCGGUUGAAACAAUUUCUAAGGGGAGGUGCAGCGGGUAGUAAAAUCAUAAUAACUACCCGUAGUGAAAAAGUUGCUUUAAUCAUGGGCACUCUCCCUCCACAGCAUUUGGCAAGAUUAUCAGACGAUGAUUGUUGGUCUCUGUUCAAGCAGCGGGCGUUUGAGCAUGGAAGACAAGAACAUACAAACCUUAUAAUGCUUGGAAAAGAAAUUGUGAAGAAGUGUGGGGGCAUCCCUUUGGCUGCGAAGGCGCUCGGAAGCUUGAUGCACUUCAAAACAGAGGAAAGAGAGUGGUUGUUUGUUAAGGAAAGUGACAUUUGGAAUCUAGCGGAAGAAGAUAAUCACAUUUUACCUGCUUUGAGGUUGAGUUAUUAUCAUCUUCCACCACAUUUGAAGCAAUGCUUUGCAUACUGCUCAAUAUUUCCAAAAGAUUAUCAAAUCAAGAACGAGAAGCUAAUCCGACUAUGGAUGGCAGAAGGUUUUAUUAAAUCAUCAGGCAGAAGUCAGCAAAUAGAAGACGUCGGUGGAGAGUAUUUCAAUAAUCUAUUAUGUCGGUCCUUCUUUCAAGAUGUUCACAAAAAUGAAGAUGGGAAUAUCGUAUGGUGCAAGAUGCAUGACCUCGUGCAUGAUCUUGCAUGCUCUGUUGCUGGGAAUGAAUGCUCGAUUGUGCAGGUCAAGAAUGCAGUGAGUAUCCCUAACGUAUCUCGUCGUUUGUUGUUGGACUGCGGGAAUAACAGGAGUUUCCUAACAGACCCAGAGCCCUCAAGGAGAGCAAACCAUUUGCGAACGCUGCUUGUGCUUGGAAGUGGGUGUUUCAGCAUUCCUCAUAAUGUUUUGGUACAUUUUAUGUUCUUACGCGUGCUAGAUUUAAACAAUGUGAAUGUCACCACGGAGUUGUUGGAUUCAAUCAGCAGUUUGAAGCACUUGAGAUACCUCGAGCUGUGUAUACGAAUACAAGCCCUUCCUGAAUCCAUUUGGACCCUUCACCAUUUGCAAACCUUGAGACUCUCAAAGUGUAAUUUUCUAAAAGAGUUACCCAGGAACAUGAGCAAAAUGACUAGCCUAAGACAUCUUGAAAUUGAUUACUGUCAUCGAUUGACCCAUAUGCCAGCUAAUAUGGGAGAAUUAAAGUUCCUUCAGACCUUGCCAAUAUUCAUAGUUGGUAAGGAUAGUGGAUGUGGUAUAAGAGAGCUGCAAGGUCUAAACCUUGGAGGAGAAUUGACUAUUCGAAACCUCGAGAAUGUGAUGUGUGCAGCAGAUGCCCAGGUAGCAAACUUGGAGGAUAAGCCGAACCUUCAUAAGUUACACUUUUCAUGGGGUCGGGAUAUUGAUCUUCAGUUGGAAGGAAAUGUCGAGCAAACCCUUGAAGGUCUCCGACCACAUCAAAAUCUCAAAAGGUUGACUGUGGAAGAGUACAUGGGUGUCAGAUUUCCGCGUUGGAUGUGUUCUUCAUCACUUCCAAAUCUGAUUGAAGUUUCAGUGAUUAAUUGCAGAAGAUGCGAACAACUCCCCCCGCUCGGCCACUUACCAUUCCUGAAGGUUCUUGUGAUACAAGGAAUGGAUGCCGUGAAAUCUAUUGGCAACCAUUUCCAUGGCGGCAAUGAUGUCACAGAGUCAUUCCCAUCACUGAAACGACUCACCAUCCAAGAUAUGCCUAAUUUAGAGGAGUGGUCAGGAUCCAAUGGAAGAGUACUCCCCUGCCUUAACCAAUUAACUGUCCGGAGAUGUCCAAAGUUAACAACACUUCCAUGCCUGCCAUCUCUAAAAGAAUUGCAAUUGACGGAUGGUAAUGAGAUGUUGUUAGGUUCAGUGGCAAACCUUGCUGCUCUAGAGGAUCUGUUUAUUCGGGGCUGCAGUAUGUUGGUAUCUUUGCCAGAGGAGUUACAAAACCUCACCUCUCUCCGGAAGCUGUUGAUUGUUGAGUGCAAUGAUCUAACGUCCUUGAGACUACAAGGCUUGAGCUCUCUUCAAGAUCUAUCCAUCCAGGGGUGUCAAAGCUUAACGAGUUUGAUAGGGGGACUGCAACACCUCACUGCGUUACAAGACUUGAUCAUUAAUGAUUGUCCGGAGCUGGCAUAUUUACCAGAGGGUAUGCAACACCUUACUUCCCUUCGAAAACUCACCAUCACGACCUGUCAGAAGUUGACAUGUUUGCCGGAAGGGCUACGACAUGUCACAACACUGGAAGAUCUAUCAAUUUGUGACUGUCCAAGUCUAACGGCUCUGCCGGAGUGGAUAGGAAACCUGUCAUCGCUUCGAUCUUUGGGAAUUUACGGAUGUCCUCAAUUGGAGUGUUUGCCAGAGGAGUUACAAAACCUCACCUCUCUCCGUCACCUGCGGAUUAAUGGUUGCAAUGGUCUAACGUCCUUGAGACUACAGGGCUUGAGCUCUCUUAAUCGUCUAUACAUCGACAAGUGUCAAAGCUUAACGAGUUUGAUCGGGGGACUGCAACACCUUACUUCCCUUCGACAACUCACCAUCAUGAACUGUCAGAAGUUGACAUGUUUACCAGAGGUUACGCAACACCUUACUUCCCUUCAACACCUCACCAUCAAGAGCUGUCAGAAGUUGACAUGUUUUCCGGAAGGGCUACGACAUGUCACAACACUGAAAGAGCUACACAUCGAUGGAAUGACUCCGCCGGAGUGGAUAGGAAACCUGUCCUCGCUUCGAGAUUUGGCGAUUCAUGGUUGUGAUAAAUUGACGUGUUUGCCAUCCGGGUUACAACUCCUAACAAACCUCCAACACCUACGAAUCUGGGGUUGGUCAUGUCUAGCGGCUCUGCCAGAGUGA